Molecule: messenger RNA, 5797 nt
Organism: Oreochromis niloticus (Nile tilapia)
Lineage: Eukaryota; Metazoa; Chordata; Actinopteri; Cichliformes; Cichlidae
Product: nectin-4
Exons: 7
Coding region: 623-1873 (416 amino acids)
Biological process (GO): heterophilic cell-cell adhesion; homophilic cell-cell adhesion
Cellular component (GO): adherens junction
Source: RefSeq, a predicted model, not a curated record
CCUGAUAAGAGGAUAAUCAUGUCUGUGUGAUUCAUACAAACUUUACCCCUCAAUAUAACACCUUCUCAACAAGAUAACGGCUCUGUGUUCGUUUUCAGACGUCAUAUAAUAAUAAUAUUUGCUCUGAUUGUUGCACGUCGCUAAAAGAUGUGUCUGCUGGAACCAAAAAUACACCUUUCUGAGUGCAUCAAUUAAAACAAUUGUCUAUUUUAUUGUUGUAAAACACAUGUAGCUGAAACACGAAUGUGGGAUAGCCUUCUGUUUCUUCAUGGACAGGCGAAUUUUUAUUAAAAUACUUGAAUAAUUUUACAACGCAGCGCUCCCCUGUCUCACCCAUCAGUCUCUUUCGAUGUUUCUCGUAUGACGGCAAUUAUUCCAAUAAGCCGUCAUUUAUGUAAUUACACUUUGGAUCUGACUGUAAAAAUGAAUAUAUAGGUCUUCACAAUCCAAAGCAGAAAUAAUAAUGAGAAAAGGGGAAUUAUUCCCUUUUAUUCGUAAUUAUAAGACCCAGCACAAGUGUCCCAUGGGCCCACCCAGGUCACGUGACUUCGAUAACUCGUGUCCAUUGUGCCCAUUUCUGUUUUUUCUUCUUCCGAGAGCAGCCACGAGGUAACGGCAAGAUAUGGGCGAAUGGAUGGAACUGCUACUUUCGUUUGUGUUUUUAUGGGCAACUGCUGCGAUAAGUCAUGCAACGCUAUUUUUCCGCGAUAACCUGUUUUUGUUGCUAAUAUCUGCGCUCCUGCUGACCGGAGAAGCUGACGCUCUUCAGGUGAUUGGUGGAAGUGUGACAGUGGAACAAGGAGGCACCGCUAUUUUAUCGUGCCAUGUCAUUGAUACCAAUGAUGACCUGACACAGAUUACCUGGCAGAGGAGGACGAGAGAAAAACCUCACAAUGACAAUUUCCUAACUAUCCUACCCAGAGAUGGAGCACAGUUUGUCAAUGGAGACGAUGAUCGAUUUAAAUAUAUCGGGAAUUUUAAUGACAAAAAUGGAACUCUCCAGUUAUCCAAUGUUGCCCUGAAGGAUGAAGGCAGCUACACAUGCAUCUUCACCUUGUUUCCCAGUGGAAAUCAGAAGACUGAAAUACCUCUGAACUUGCUUGUGCCUCCUUUCACAAACGUGAAGGACAACCUUCCCACUUUGGGCACAGAAGAGGUUUUAUUUGCUACCUGCACGGCUGCUGGAUCGAAGCCUCCUGCAGAGGUGAGGUGGCUCACUGAUGGUUUGGGAGAAAAAGUGAGGACGACAACAAACUCGACACAGUAUGACAACGGCACAACUACUACAGUCAGCUCUCUGUUUGGCGUACCUACAAGAGAGAUUAACGGUCACCAGGUCCAGUGUGUCAUCAGCGGUGACUCCCUGUCUAAAGAAGAAACCCUGCCCUUCACCAUACAGGUCUACUUCUCUCCCACAGAAGUGAAUAUUAGAGUGAUUACAGAAGACUCAUUUGAGUGUGUGACAGAAGCCAACCCAAGUGCCAACUUUACCUGGAGUAGAUCUGGCCAGACUUUGCUGCAGUCUUCUAUCAAAGUCGACGGUGCAGAGCUACAACUGCUGAGCCUGACCUCUGAUCAAAAUGGCCUCUAUCAGUGUGAAGCAUCUAAUGCAUAUGGAACUAAACAUGGUCAGCUCUAUGUGCAUGUGGCACCAGGAGCAUGCUCUGCUGUUUGGGCCCUAGUUGGUGUUUUGUUUUUCCUGAAUGUUGCUGUUGCUGCAGUAUGGUACCUUGAUAAAUCCAAACAGCUUCAAAGGUGUUUUCCAUCACAUGGUGAUGGGCCUAGAGACCCACCAUCUCCCAGGAGUGCAGGAGAUGAUCAAAGACGAGAACAAGAACAACUGCAGGAAGUGAGCGAGGUCACCAAUGGUUAAUAUGUAGAGAUUUGAAACUCAAAAUUAAUUAUGUUAAAUAUAAAUUAAUUAAUAUGUCUCUCAAUAUUUUGGUGCUAAUGACUUAACUUACAGUUUUUCUCAGUUGCUUCUGUGCAAUUCUCACAGCAGAAAAGUCAUUCAAGCCACUCUUCAUGCGGUUCUCAAAACAGUUAGAGCAUUUUUCAUAACAGAGUCUCUUGUGCAAAAGAAACUACUACAAUCAAAACCUUUCUCACAUUGUUCAAAAAAUGAAUAGUCAGUCAGUCACUUUAUCUCUGUGAUGAAUGAAUAGAAACCUUUCACCACCCUUUAAAGACGUAGUCAUCAAAUUGUUUAGUUUUUUUUUUCCUCAAAACCUUAAAUGACUUUAGUAUUUCUUAUUUUAUUAAAUCUGCCCUUCUUUUUUCAAUAGUGUGUUGAAUAUUACAGAAGUGUUACUAUUCUUUGUAAAAUCUGCAGAUACACUGAGAGUCUUUGCGUGUUUGUUUUAAAUUAAAUGCAGGUUUUUAAACAAAUGUUCUGAAUUCUCUGCCUCAGCAAUCCUUCUGACAGUUGUGGAAGCCAAAGAUGGACAAUAUCUCCACUGAAGUUUCCACCAACAUAUUAUUCCAGAGUUAGCUUGGCAAUGAAACAACUUCACAUGUAACUGGAAUAACCGUUAGGUUGUGGUUUUAGCUGCCUGUUCCUCUGUUGUCGUGUAAAGCUUUAACUGUAUUUGCCAUCUGUUCUUGUGUUUCCCCCAAACUUGUGAAAUGCUUUCAUCAUCAGUGAAAACUGUUGACAGCUAUAGUAAUGUGGUUACUGUAAAUUCAGGAAAGAAAAAUCCACUUGCCUUCACUAACAGCCUUCCCUCAGGGUAACAAUAGAAGUAUUUAAGGUUAUAAUGUACAAUACUGGGCAAUAGUGGACACUUCAACCAUUCAUAUGGAAUUACAUGUUUUCCCUUUUUUGCUUAUUAUGCCUAUAAAAAGCACCAUGACAGUAUCCAGUCAGUGUGCUAGCACAGCUGCAGCAGGUGUGUUUGCAUUGCAGCUCUGGCUGAUGUUCUUUACUCCUCUUGAUAACACGAGCCAUUAAGCUGCAGUUUAUAAAACCCACAGUGUUUUUAUCAGAAACACUAAAUGAAUUACCAGUACAAUACAAAAACUCACACAGAGAAUAGCUUCACUGCACACUGUGAAUGGUGCUAAAUUUCUCUUGUGCACGAUGAUGGUGCACACACUUACUCCCCACCACUACAUAAAACUAUAAUAAAACAGGCCUGCACUUGUCUGUACUUGCCAUGAAUGUACAAGUUUUGCUCUAAUAAAACAAAACUUACACACAAGUAAAAAAAAAAAAUCUUAAUCUUCAUUCAUGUAUUUACUGAAUGUGCUGAUUAACGGUUAAUAAGAAACUUGAACAGAAAGCCUGAGUAUAUGAACCGAUUUCUUAUAAACUUAUGGGAGUAUGAUUAAAUACUCAUUUUUAGGUAAUAAUAAAAUACUAAAAAUGGUAAAUUUAAAUUUUAAUAUUAUAUGAAUACAAGACUACAUAUUGCAUUAAGUAACAAAUGCUAAGUUACACAAAUGCAAAUGCACUCUCUUAAUUUCUUAUCUUUAGUUGUUCUGGUUCAGACCUUUAACUCCAUGCGUUCAGCCGAGCUGACUUAUUUAAAACAUAGACGGGUCUAAUAAGUGUGCUGACUGAUAAAGAGCUGUUUUUACUUCACUGUUAUGAAAAGCGUGUCAUCAUAAAGACGGAAACUGACUGUAACUGAUAAUUCUGUUCGACAUUGGCUUAUGUAUUUCUGCAAAGCUUACGAUGCCUGCAUUUUCCCAGGAGCUAUGCUGUUGGGAAGGUUUGUUCCCAAUGCAAAUUGGUCAUGGGUUAGGGGCCAGAUCAAAUGCAAUUCAAAAGACUUCUAUCAUGUAAAAUACAAAAAAAAAAACAAAGUUACCUCACUUGGAUCUCUGUUUCCAGAGAGCCAGACUCACUCUACAGUGUUUACUGUAAGCUGCAUCACUUUCCACGCUGGUGAAGGGCAAGUUUAACUUGUGUUGACACACAAAUGUUUUAAGUAUUGUCAGUGAAACCCUUUGAUCAUCUGUUUCGAGCUGACUUUUGUUAUGAGUAUACAAGCUAACGACAGGAGGCAAAGUCAGCAAAAACAGAAUUUGUGACAUGUUCAGUAUCAAAAUUGAAAUUUAAGUUCUGUAUUACAAGCACUACAGAAAAGCAGUGAAAUACUGUGAAAAACAAUGUCAACCUUCAAAAUGCACUCUCAGCUGCUAAUCUGACUCUUCCUUGACCAGUUUAAGAAAAGAAAUAGCUUGAUAGUAGGUCGAUAGACCAUUUUUCACAAAACUGUAUUCGGUAUAUGAAGCUAAAAUUUCACAGCAUGUGUGUUUAAACGUUGGCCCAUAAUUUUUACCCCCAUACAUAAAAAGGCUGAUGGAAUAUUGUCGUGGGUGGGUGGUGGUGAUGUGUCAUGGAAUUUUCUGUGGAAAAAGGCAUUUGUGUAGAAUCAAGCUAUUUUAUUACUGCAUGCAGAGCGAACACACACAUCAAAAACAUCACAGGUCUAAGUUAUGAGCACUCUGCCCUUGGAGUCUCAGCUCCUCUUUCAUACCCUCACACACAAUGCUCUGUAUCUUCCCAGAUAUAGCAGGUUUUUGUUCCACGGGCUGUUACUGAGCAGAGAACAACUCCCACUAUCUUUUCCCAGGAAGCACUGGUCAUCUCGGGAGUUUCGUUCUUCUACGCCCUAACAGUUAACAUAGUGAAACAUCUUUAAGCAAAGCUAAGCAGUUUUCACAAGGUCAUGCUGAGAAAUACACAUACUUCAUCUAAGCAUAUGCAAAAGCACUUAAAUACUUUAAAUGAGAACAAUAGAAAUUUUCUAUUACACAUGCAAAUUUGUGAAUGCGAUAACUUGAAUGAGGCGAUGCAGAAGUUUGAAGUCGAUGCUAUAAGUGCAGCUUCUAAAAAUCUUAGAUGAGUUUGAAUCAGAGGUUUUCUGAAACUCUUGUGAAUGUGAUAACUUGAGGACAAGGUGACAAAGGAUUUUGAAAUUGACACCAUAGGUGUAUCAACUAGGAGACUGAGGGGUAGCAUUGACGGUCACUAGUAUUUUUCUGCUUUUCUUUCCAAGCUCCUUAGACUACAAUGACCUGGAUGACUGAGAACCUUCACAGACACUUUGACCAGUUAUUUAACUAAUCAACUAUUUGCUGCCAAGUUAGUGUGUCAAAUGAAGAUAUGUUUGUAUUUUAAUUGUGUAGGUUACAUUUAGCUAAAUUCAUCUUAAUCCUUUAUAGCAAUAGUUACACUAGUACAUGUUUUUUAACUCUAAACUUUAAAUCUCUAAACUUGUUUAUUGAAAAGAGUCAGCAUUAAUGAAUAAACUGUGCCUUGUCUUUUCUCUCAUUUACACAUGCACACAGGGGGUAUUUGUGAGAGCCAGCAAAAAUGCUUUCCAUUUGACAACAUGUCUUUACUCUACACAUUAAAACAGUCUUCUCAAACUGUGGAGCUGGUGGUGCACGGACUACUGUAGGGAAUAACUGGGGACAUUUCAGAGAAAGCUGGAGAAUUACUUUGUUAAAGCAUUACACAGUCAGAGUUCCCUGCUUUUGGAAAGCUAUACAUCAUAUCAAAUCAUAUAUCAUACACCUGUGUCCCAGAUGGUUGUACUUUUCAAUUUAUUUAGGUUUUUGUGUGGCAGCUUUUUUUUAAGCAUUCAAUCACUAAAGUGUGUUGUUUGAUCUGUAUUCUAAAUUGACUAAUUAUAAAUCGUUCAGUGUGCUUGCUUUAUAUCUUGUGUUUUUUAUUGUUUGCUUAAAAUUAAACUUUGUUUUGUAAUUGCUUUUAUAACAUGUUACACUGCUGAAAUACUUUUUGUUACCAUUUUUCUUCAAAAGUAAAUAAACAUGCAUAAAAUCA